This is a messenger RNA of Prorocentrum cordatum, 530 nucleotides long. The record is from the annotation of a GenBank genome assembly. Lineage: Eukaryota; Dinophyceae; Prorocentrales; Prorocentraceae.
GUCCCGACGACCUCGGCGGGGGCGCCUCUGGCGAGCCGUCGCGACCUUCCGCGCCUGCGCCCAAGCCGGCCCCGAAGGAAGAGCCACCACCGCCAGAGGACAACCGGACCCCCGAGCAGAAGGAGGCGGACGAGUUCAAAGCCAAGGGCAACGAGACAUACAAGAAGAAACAGUUCGAGGAGGCCCUUGGCUGGUACGACAAGGCCAUUGAAAAGGAGCCCAACGACCUCGUGUACUACAACAACAAGUGCGCGGUCUGGAUCGAGAUGGGGGAGCAGUACUACGAUAAGGUCCUGGAGACGUGCAAGGACCUUAUCGCGAGGCGAUACGAGAUCAACAGCGCGAACCCGGGCGGCGCGUCGUUCGAGAAGGUGGCCAAGGUCCUCAACCGGCUGGCCUCGGUGCACGAGAAGCGGAAAGAGUUCGAUCAGGCCAUCGAGUAUUACAACAAGGCCCUCACCGAAGACAACAACAGGCAGACGCGGAACGCGCUCCGGGAACUCGAGAGGGCCAAAGAGAAGUUCGAAAAG